Balaenoptera musculus (blue whale) is the source of this 4148-nucleotide messenger RNA. RefSeq names its product SRC proto-oncogene, non-receptor tyrosine kinase (gene SRC). Gene Ontology annotation, biological process: negative regulation of intrinsic apoptotic signaling pathway; cell differentiation; progesterone receptor signaling pathway. Gene Ontology annotation, cellular component: extrinsic component of cytoplasmic side of plasma membrane. The record is from RefSeq and is a predicted model, not a curated record. The transcript has 16 exons. Lineage: Eukaryota; Metazoa; Chordata; Mammalia; Artiodactyla; Balaenopteridae. The coding region runs from base 574 to 2259 and encodes 561 amino acids. Gene Ontology annotation, molecular function: non-membrane spanning protein tyrosine kinase activity; growth factor receptor binding; ATP binding.
CCCUUGGCGUGGGGAGGCCGCGCACGGGUCUCUACCAGGUCACCGGCGGGGAACUGUCCCGGCGCGCUUCCUCCUUCCUCCUCCUCCCGGCGGCUUGCCGGGCCCCUCCUCCCUGAUCGCGCGCUCCCUCCCUCCUCUUCCCCUCCCCAGGCCGCCGCCGCCUCCUCCUCCUCCUCCCUUUCUCUCUCGAUCUGUCUCUCCCGGCCCGGAAUCCAUUCCGGCCUGGGAGCCGGAGCGGCCAGGCCGCCGUGUGCCCGAAGCCCUGGCAAUCCGGCGGUCGGUCCUCCGGUGCGUCUGUCUGCCGGUGCGUCCGCCUGCCCGCCGGCCCAGAGCACAGAGGCUCAGAGAAGUGAAGUGACUUCCCAGCUAUGAGAGAGAGCGCCAGGAUCUGAUACCAGAUGAGGAUGCUGAGGCCCAGAGAGGGGAAGUGACUUGCCUAGGGUCACACAGCGGGGAGAGGUAGAUCAGGGCCUCUAGUCCGAGACCGCCGACUCUACAUCUGGUGUUCGUGCUGAGACCUCAGGCUGCUUCCCAGGUCCUCUGGGAUAGCCCCUGCCUUGCACCAGCAGGACCAUGGGCAGCAACAAGAGCAAGCCCAAGGAUGCCAGCCAGCGGCGCCGCAGCCUGGAACCUGCUGAUAACACCCAUGGCGGCGGCGGCGGCGGCGGCGGCGGCGGCGGCGGGGGUGCCUUCCCCACCUCACAGACCCCCAGCAAGCCGGCCUCCGCUGAUGGCCACCGGGGCCCCAGCACGGCCUUUGCCCCUGCAGCCGCCGAGCCCAAGCUGUUCGGAGGUUUCAACUCCUCCGACACAGUCACCUCCCCGCAGAGGGCGGGGCCCCUGGCUGGCGGAGUGACCACCUUUGUGGCCCUCUAUGACUAUGAGUCGCGGACAGAGACUGACCUGUCUUUCAAGAAAGGGGAGCGGCUCCAGAUUGUCAACAACACGAGGAAGGUGGAUGUCAGCCAGACCUGGUUCACAUUCAGAUGGCUGCAAAGAGAGGGAGACUGGUGGCUGGCCCACUCACUCAGCACAGGACAGACGGGCUACAUCCCCAGCAAUUACGUGGCGCCCUCCGACUCCAUCCAGGCCGAGGAGUGGUACUUUGGCAAGAUCACCAGACGGGAGUCAGAGCGGUUACUGCUCAAUGUGGAGAACCCAAGAGGGACUUUCCUAGUGCGAGAAAGCGAGACCACAAAAGGCGCUUACUGCCUCUCAGUGUCUGACUUCGACAACGCCAAGGGCCUCAACGUGAAGCACUACAAGAUCCGCAAGCUGGACAGCGGCGGCUUCUACAUCACCUCCCGCACCCAGUUCAACAGCCUGCAGCAGCUCGUGGCCUACUACUCCAAACACGCUGAUGGCCUGUGCCACCGCCUCACCACUGUGUGCCCCACGUCCAAGCCACAGACUCAGGGCCUGGCCAAGGAUGCCUGGGAGAUUCCCCGGGAGUCGCUGCGGCUGGAGGUCAAGCUGGGCCAGGGCUGCUUCGGAGAGGUGUGGAUGGGGACCUGGAAUGGCACCACCAGGGUGGCCAUCAAAACUCUGAAGCCUGGCACGAUGUCUCCGGAGGCCUUCCUUCAGGAGGCCCAGGUCAUGAAGAAACUGAGGCAUGAGAAGCUGGUGCAGCUGUACGCAGUGGUGUCUGAGGAGCCCAUCUACAUCGUCACGGAGUACAUGAGCAAGGGGAGUUUGCUGGACUUUCUCAAGGGGGAGACGGGCAAGUACCUGCGGCUGCCUCAGCUGGUGGACAUGGCUGCUCAGAUCGCUUCAGGCAUGGCAUACGUGGAGCGGAUGAACUAUGUCCACCGAGACCUCCGCGCUGCCAACAUCCUGGUUGGAGAGAGCCUCGUGUGCAAAGUGGCUGACUUUGGGCUGGCUCGGCUCAUCGAAGACAAUGAGUACACAGCCCGGCAAGGUGCCAAAUUCCCCAUCAAGUGGACGGCUCCAGAAGCUGCCCUCUAUGGCCGGUUCACCAUCAAGUCAGAUGUGUGGUCCUUUGGGAUCCUGCUGACAGAGCUCACGACAAAGGGACGGGUGCCCUACCCCGGGAUGGUGAACCGCGAGGUGCUGGACCAGGUGGAGAGGGGCUACCGGAUGCCCUGCCCUCCCGAGUGUCCCGAGUCUCUGCAUGACCUCAUGUGCCAGUGCUGGCGGAAGGACCCAGAGGAACGGCCCACCUUCGAGUACCUGCAGGCCUUCCUGGAGGACUACUUCACAUCCACCGAGCCCCAGUACCAGCCCGGAGAGAACCUAUAGGGCGUGGGCUACAGGGCCAGACUGCCUUCUUGGCUUGGAUCCUGAGCUGGGUGGCCCCUGACGUGGGGUCUUGCCUGCCUCUGCCUGCCCGCCCCCCCCCAUUGAUCCUCUCUGUGGGGCUGAAUUGCCAGUGAUGAGGCCCCUCCCUCUUUUGUGGCAUGGAAGGGCUUGGGGCCUGGGGCCGCCCUGGGGGCGGGGUCCAAGGCUGGCGCAGUGACUGUGCCCCGGCCCCUGGCCAGCCGCACGCCUCCUCCCUGCAUUCCCUCCUGGAGCUCUGCGCGUCUCAGCAGGAGGAACUGGGAAGAAGGGCUGGGCUGAGGGCACCCUUUUCUUAGCCUCAACCUGCUGCACGCACUGGCCCUUUCCCACUUCCACGCCACCCCAGGUCUGUCUGCGGAGCUAGCCAAAGAGCCUUUCCAAAGAGGAGUGAUGGGCCACUGGCCCUCGGCCUGCCUGCCACCCUGCCCCUUGCCAUCCAUUUCUGAAACGCCUGUUGGUGGAGGCUGCUGGGUCCAGCCCCCUCUGCUGUGGCUCCCAGGCUGGUGAGGCCUAGCUUGACUUGAUGCUGGUGGGUGGGGUGGACACCCCCCUCAAACCCUGCCCUUCUUACACCUGAGGGAUCCUUAGAGAUCUUCAGUUUCUUGUCCCCAUACUACCCAUGGGGAAACUGAGUCCGGAGAGGGGAUGUGACUUGCCCAAGGCCACAGAGCAGUUCAGGGUUGAGACGGGAUUGGAACGUGGUGCUCCCUCUGUCUUCCUCAGGAACCAACAAGAUUGUCCUCGGAGGCAUUGUGGACAGACCGGGGCAGCCCAGGGGACAAGGGGCCUAAGGAUGGGUUAGAGAUAGCAGAGAGAGUCCUGCUGCCACUGCUUGCUCAGUGGGCUAUUGUGGGGGAGAGAGUGGAGGUAGAUGUGGGGCUGAGCUAGAAAUGAAAGAUACAAGGGUAGGGAGGCAGGUUUCAAUCAGAAGGUGGGUGGUUUUUGACCUUUGGAGCUAGCCAAUCAUGAAAGGGAGUGAGCUCACAGGCUCUGGAGGCAAUCAAGCAGAAAUAGAAGAUCCAAGUGAUUGGGAGGCCCUGGCCUCAGGAAGGAACCCCAGGUCCUCCUUCCCCCAGUUUUUCCUGUGUCAUUUCAAUGCCCGGCCCCUCCUCUUCUCCCCAAGUUGGCACCCUUAACUCACAAGUACGGAAAGGAGUGCCUAGGCUGGGGUGAGGUGAGAGGACUGGGGUGUCUAUUGCCACACACCAGGACUGUCUGUGUGCCCUCGGGCAGCCCCUGCUUCCUUCUCUGGGCUGCAGUGUCUGCCUCCAUAUGUGGCCAUGGCCUCUGCAACUGCUCCACUCCUGUCCAGACCCUGUGGCCUGGCAUCACGUGGUGAGCUCAGCCCAUGGCAUCAGGAGACCGUGUUUUGGCCCUUGGGCUAUGUGGUGGCUUCUCCCUGGACCUCAGUGUGUCCUUCUUAAAUGGGGCAGCCAACAGUUUGUAGGCAUCUUGCCAAGGGCCCCUGUGUGCGUGUAUGUGUGUGUGUAUGUGUGUGUGUGCACGUGUAUGUUCCUCCAUGUGUGUCCAUAUUUAACAUGUAAAAACACCCCCUGCUCUGUCCCCCAGACCUGUUGUACAUCUCACCCACAGCCCCCCAUCAUAGCAAUAACGUUCCCGCUGCCAGGGGUUCUCGAGCCAGCCAGGCCCUGCCAGUGGGGAGGGAGGCCAAGUGGUGCCUGCCUAUGAAAUUUCAAUUUUUCCUUUCAUACAUGUUUAUUACCCAAGUCUCCUGUCCUGUCUCCGUCCCAGUCGAAUCUGGACUCACUUACCCCAGCGCGCUCCCAAAUCCCCUUCUGACUGCCCGGUGUCCUUUGUAUAAGGUGUCCUAAUACUGUCUUUUUUUUUUU